Messenger RNA from Phoenix dactylifera (date palm), 2556 nucleotides. RefSeq names its product glutamate receptor 2.7-like. Gene Ontology annotation, cellular component: membrane. Gene Ontology annotation, molecular function: ligand-gated monoatomic ion channel activity. The record is from RefSeq and is a predicted model, not a curated record. Lineage: Eukaryota; Viridiplantae; Streptophyta; Magnoliopsida; Arecales; Arecaceae.
AUGGCCAUUGAGAUCGCAGCCCAACAAUUCAAUUCCACUUCUACGUUACUACUCCAUGUCAGCGAUUCCAACAGCAGCAAUCAGCUACGAUCAACUUCAGACGCUAAAAAUCUCAUCGACUGGGGAGCAGAAGUAAUUGUCAGCACAGUACCAUGGCCGGAGGCGGACACGGUGGCAGUGCUCGGCGGUCAGGCCAAAAUUCCGGUGCUCUCUCUCGCGGCGAACCCUCCGCUGGCCUUGGCACCCAGACCCUUCUUGGUCCGCGUGUCGUACCCGGAUUCGGGACAAGUGCAAUGCCUCGCGGACCUAGUGAAAUCCUACAACUGGAGGAGGGUCAUCGCGCUCUACGAAGACGACGCGUACGGCAGCAUCUACGCAACUAUCGCUCUUUUAUCUAACUACCUACGAGACGUCGGAUCCGAUAUAGCCUACGGCGCCGCCUUCCCACCAAUGGGCUCGCUCCCUGACCCAAAGGCCGCGGUGCGUCGAGAGUUGGAGAGGGUGCGGAGACAGCUGCCCAAGGUGUACAUCAUCGUCCGGGCAUCUUCGUUAUUGACCGUCCAUCUCUUCCAGGAGGCAAAGAGGUUGGGAAUGACGGCGAAGGGCCACGUCUGGAUCACCAACGAUGAUAUCACCACCCUCUUUGACUCGGCCCUCCCGCCGUCGUUCCUCUCUUCUUACAUGCAAGGCGUGGUAGGUAUCAAGAUCUAUUUCAACGAGACCACCGACUCCUACCGCGACUUCCAUACCAAAUUCCGGCAGGGAUACGAAUCCAGUUACGGAAAGGAAGGGGAGAAGUACGUCGACCCGGGAGUCUUGGCUUUGCGAGCUUAUGAUGCGCUGCGCGUCAUCGCUCGCGCCGCAUCUGAGACCGCGAAGCAGCGCAAGACGCUGUUCGAAGGGAUUCUCUCUUGUCAAUUUACUGGGCUCAGCGGGCCGAUUAGUUUCAGAAAAGAUGGGAGCCUAGCAGAGGGGAAGGGCUCCCCGGCUUUUCGGGUAGUCAAUGUUGUGGGCAAGAGCUAUAAAGAACUGGGAUUCUGGCUCAAGGGAUCGGGAUUCGUUAACGAGGUGGGAGACAUGGGCCUUGGUAGGCCUGCCGUGGAUGUCUUGGGUCCGGUCUACUGGCCUGGAGGCCCAUGGAGGGUCCCGGGUGGGUGGGGUCGGCAGAGGAUUGGGGUUCCGGCCCGGACGGCCUUCGACCAGUUCGUGAAGGUAGAGUACGACGAAACGGGGAAGGUGAGGGCAGUGACGGGAUUCUGCAUCGCUGUGUUCAAGGAGACCCUGAAGCGUUUGAAGUACGACCUAGAAUACGAGUUCAUCCCCUUGGAUGGAACUUACGAUGAGCUCAUCUCCCUAGUGACCUUGAAGGUUCUUGAUGCUGUGGUGGGGGACGUCACUAUACUAGCUAAGCGUUCGGCGAACGUCACGUUCACCCAGCCAUUUCUUGGGUCCGGUUUAUCCAUGUUGGUUCGUGUGAAACCAGAUCACGAAACGUUGAUGCUCACCAAGCCAUUCUCCAAGGCAGUAUGGGCCCUGAUCUUCGCCACCUUAAUCUACACAGGGAUCAUAAUCUGGUACCUUGAACACGAGAAAAAUCCCGAGUUUCACGGCCCCUGGUGGACGCAGCUUGGAGCCACGCUUUGGUUGAUCUUCUGUAGCAUCUUCCAUGCACAUGGAACGGUCUAUAGUUGCUACGCCAAAACAGUGGUCAUACCAUGGCUCUUUGUUGUAAUGAUUCUGGCUUCCAGCUACACCAACACCCUUAGUUCUAUCAUGACUAACCAAAAGCUUGAACCAGUGGUGGAUCACAGGAAGGUUGGGUGUGAUGGUGACUCGUUUGUUGUGAAGUACCUGCAAGAUGUGUUAGGCUAUAAAGAACAAAUGAUCGAGAAGCUUAGAGCAGUAGAGAACUAUUCCAAAGCUUUUGAGAGUGGAAACAUCACUGCUGCUUACCUUGAGACUCCAUAUCUACCAGUAUUUCUUUCACGGCAUGAUGGUUACGCCGUCUACGGGGAGACCCAUUGGCUUGGCGGCUUUGGUUUUGUAUUCCAGAAAGGUUCACCAGUAGCUGCAGAUAUUUCUGGAGCCAUUUUGGAGCUCAACGAGGACGGGACACUGAAGCAACUGGAAAAAAAGUGGUUCUCCUUCUCUUUGUCCAACUGCCCAAGCCCAGAUUAUAACGAUGGUAAAACAGACAGCUUAAGUCUUGACCACGUUUGGGUGCUCUUCCUCUUUACUGGUGGCAUUUCAACAACUGUUUUUCUGUUGUUCAUUGCUCGUUUGAUCCAAAGAAACCUUACCUCCCACCAACAAGCAGAUGCGCCCCCAGGAGAGAGGUUCAGAAGACUAUUGAGGUCUCUGAUGUCUAAGAGCAAAAAACUGUGGAGGUCUAUGAUGUUCUGGGAGAAGAAUGAAGCUCAACUCUCCAGUGUACCUAUCACACCAUCUCAAGGAGAAAAUGGUAUUGCCAUGGGCUUUGGAACAACUAACAAUGUCGAAAUAGAAUAUCAUGACGAUGAUCUCACGGCUGCAGGGCCUCCUCCUCACCAUGGGUAG